Molecule: messenger RNA, 375 nt
Organism: Caenorhabditis remanei
Lineage: Eukaryota; Metazoa; Nematoda; Chromadorea; Rhabditida; Rhabditidae
Exons: 3
Coding region: 1-375 (124 amino acids)
Source: RefSeq, a predicted model, not a curated record
AUGAACGAGCCGAAUAGGAACUACACCAUUGAAAGAGAGAAAAUCCCUGUGAAGUUGAGCUACACUAAAUUUGACAAAGAUCUUCAAGAUCACGUGGUUAAACACUACGACAUUGAGAUCUGGCAUAUCAAGAAAACUCCGCUUGCCGUCGCCUUGAACACAGUGGGAUCGGCGGUUGUUCAACAAACUGAAUUUCUGGUAUUAGUGAUUGGAAACGAUGUUUACUACCGAGAAGUACAAUCACAAAAACCACAAAUGCGUCGAACUCGUCGUCCAGGAAUACCCGAGGAAAUUAGACGACAGGGGAUUGAUGUUACAAUUCAGCAAGAGAGCUUCUGGCAGUUUCUCCGUCGUGGGUACCACUCCAUCUUUUAA